AUGGAAAGUGUUCGGAUUGUACUCCUGGGCAUUAUAUUUUUGCUGAUACAGGCAUUCUCACCCGGACUAACGGAAGAGUCACCAUGCUCAGCUGGAUUUGAGUCAGAUUUACUUAUUUUCGGAGUAGAUAGUUUGCACCUUCAUAGAGGCCGGAGACUCGGGAAUGUGGUUUUCAAUGACUGCAGUGGACGCACACGGACACUGUUUGACUCGGCAGACACACGCUUUCAAGUGGACACUGAUGGGACGCUGAAAGUAAAGAGGCGAGUAUCCCUGCAUGAGGGACACAAGACGUUUUCCAUCAGUGCUUGGGAUUCCAACAGCAAGAAACACACAGUAGCUGUUAAACUGGAGCUUGAACCCAGAGAGGACUAUAAACAUGCCCAAGAAGCGAAGGUGGCCACGCCUCCUGAGUUCACCCCAGCUCCUCUAGUUCUGGAAUUUCCAAAGUCUUCAGGGGGUCUGAAAAGGAGAAGGAGGUGGGUCAUUCCUGACAUCAACUUCCCAGAGAAUGACAGAGGCCCUUUUCCCAAACAGAUGGUACAGAUCAAGUCCACCUAUGCUAAAGAAAUCAGCGUUAUCUACAGCAUCACGGGUCCAGGAGCAGACCAGCCUCCUGUGGGACUUUUCACUGUGGACAGAAACAGUGGUUGGCUUCAUGUGACUCAGCCAUUAGACAGAGAGGCACAAGACAAAUAUAUCCUUCAAGCUCAUGCUGUGGGAGCUGGUGGAAUCAUAGUUGAGGACCCCAUGGAUAUCAUUAUCAAUGUAAUUGAUAUGAAUGAUAAUAAGCCUGUCUUUACACAAAAUCCUUUCCUUGGAAAUAUUGAUGAAGCAGCAAAAUUGGGUUUUGAGUUUAUGAAGGUUGAAGCCACUGAUGCUGAUCAGCCUGGAACAGACAACUCUGAUCUCAGAUACUCCAUUGUGAGUCAGGAACCUAAACUGCCGCAUGACAACAUGUUUGCCAUCAACCCUGUGACUGGAGGUAUUCGACUGGGUUUAAGUGGUCUGGACAGAGAGAAAUAUCGCAAAUACACACUGGAAAUCCAAGUAGCAGAUAUGAAAGGAGAUGGUGCUGCAGUCCUUGGGAAAGCUGUGAUUACUGUAACAGACAGCAAUGACAACGCACCUCAGUUUAAACAGACAUCGUACACAGUGUCAGUUCCAGAGAAUGAAGUGGGAUAUGUGGUUGUGAAAAUGCCAGUCACUGAUGGGGAUGAGCCAAACACACCGGCCUUCUGGACAAAGUACAAAAUUAUUAGUGGUGACACUAAUGGAGCUUUCAACAUUACUACAGGACCAAAUAAGAUGGAGGGCAUCAUUACCACUGCUAAGCCCCUUGACUUUGAGAAAAACAGCAAAUACACACUGUUGGUGAUUGUGGAAAACGAUGUUCCCUUUGCUUCCCCUCUGGCCACCUCCACUGCCACUGUCACUGUGGAUGUGACUGAUGUCAAUGAGGCUCCAGUCUUUAAACCAGUGAAGAUGAUCAUUACCAAACCUGAAGACCUGGCUGUUGGUUCUGAUUUGGUUCUUUAUGCAGCCACUGAUCCAGACACAGCCAUGGACCAGAAAGUAUCCUAUAAGACUGGCCAUGAUCCUGCUGGCUGGCUUACUGUCAAUAAAGACACUGGACUGAUCAAGGUGAAGAGCCCAAUGGACAGAGAGUCUCUCUUUGCCAAGGAUGGGAAAUACACAGCUACCAUUCUCGCCAGUGACGAUGCGGAUGUUCCAGCCACUGGUACAGGGACCCUUGAAAUAAACUUGGAAGACGUGAAUGAUAAUGCCCCCACCAUUGUAGAAAGAUCAUUCUUAAUCUGUAACAAGGAUCCUGCCCCUAUACUGCUGUCUGUAACAGAUAAAGAUGGGCCUGGGUUUGCUGCUCCCUUCCAUGUGGAGCUCCAGGGAGACAGCAGGAACAACUGGACCGCCAGAAUGAAUGACACAAAAACUGGCAUCAUACUGACGCUUAAGACACGGUUGGCGGCGGAUUCUUAUAACGUUGUGCUAAGGGUCUUUGACAAUCAGCGUGUAUUUGAAGACAGUUCAGUUACAGUCAAAGUGUGUGACUGUCAAGGAAAUGAAGUUCAGUGCUCCUUGACGAAUCCAAAAAAUCUUAGUCCAGCAGCAAUUUGGGGAAUUUUGGGAGCUGCCCUUGGUCUACUUUUGCUAGUUCUUCUGCUGUUAAUGUUUAUGAGGCGGAAAAGCACUGUGGACAAGGAACCCCUUCUUCCAGAGGAUGAUGUGAGGGACAAUAUUUACUACUAUGAUGAAGAAGGAGGUGGAGAGGAUGAUCAGGACUAUGACUUGAGCGUGCUGCACAGAGGCCUUGAUAACCGACCCGACGUGUUCCGCAAUGACGUUGCUCCUACCUUCAUGGCCGCACCCCAGUACCGUCCACGACCAGCUAACCCAGACGACAUAGGCAACUUCAUUGAUGAUAAUCUGAAGGCCGCCGACAAUGACCCUACUGCUCCACCUUACGAUUCACUGUUGGUGUUUGAUUACGAGGGUGGAGGCUCGGAGGCAGGUUCCCUCAGCUCCCUCAACUCCUCCAGCUCAGGAGGGGACCAGGAUUAUGACAACCUUAAUGAGUGGGGCCCACGCUUCAAGAAACUGGCAGAUAUGUAUGGAGGAAGAGAGGACUGACAGCUUUCAUGCUUUACUGAUCGUCAGUCUGAGAGUUCACAACAUUCACGUGAGGCACGUGAACGGGUUUGAAACUUUUGAAUUGUGUAAAUAUAGACCCUGUU
This is a messenger RNA of Chanos chanos (milkfish), 2753 nucleotides long. RefSeq names its product B-cadherin. The transcript is spliced from 16 exons. The record is from RefSeq and is a predicted model, not a curated record. Lineage: Eukaryota; Metazoa; Chordata; Actinopteri; Gonorynchiformes; Chanidae. Gene Ontology annotation, biological process: cell morphogenesis; cell migration; calcium-dependent cell-cell adhesion. Bases 1 to 2649 code for a protein of 882 amino acids. Gene Ontology annotation, molecular function: cadherin binding; calcium ion binding; beta-catenin binding. Gene Ontology annotation, cellular component: plasma membrane; catenin complex; adherens junction.